This is a messenger RNA of Drosophila montana, 1008 nucleotides long. RefSeq names its product TweedleN (gene TwdlN). NCBI's taxonomy places the organism in Eukaryota, Metazoa, Arthropoda, Insecta, Diptera, Drosophilidae. The record is from RefSeq and is a predicted model, not a curated record. The transcript has a single exon. Bases 131 to 1006 code for a protein of 291 amino acids.
UCUUGAUCUCCAGCAUAGUUUUCAAACGCUUAUUCUGAGAGUGACAUUCAUCUUGGUAUAAAAAUGGCACCUCACCUCUUGACCACAUCAUUCUGUGCUCGCAGCUCCGACUAGAACUAGAACCCCAAAGAUGCGCGCAUUCAUCGUCUUGUGCCUUGUGGCUGUUGCCUGUGCCGAUAAACUUGGCUACAACUACCAGCCGGUAGGACACUCCAGCUCAGGACUGUCGUUCGCUCCUGGCAGCGGAAGUGUUAGCUCUGGAAGUCUCGGAGUUGGCUCCCUUGGAGGAUCCAGCUCAGGCUCCCUGGGUGUUGGCUCUCUGGGUGGACUCGGUGGUGGACUUGGCGGCAUUUCUGGAGCCUUGGAGAACGUUGAUAUUGAUGGCUCCGGACUGAGCAGCUCAGGACUUGGCGUCUCUGGACUAGGCAGCUCUGGACUGGGUAGCUCUGGAUUGGGCGGCUCUGGAUUGAAUGGACCCGUCAGUUACAACGCUGCGCCAUCCUCAGAGCUUAACAAGGAAUUCUACACGUUCUCUGCCAACGAAGAAGAUUUCGAUGAGCCACAAGCUUUGGAGCGUGUUUCAAGUUCCGUCAACAAGGGUCUUCGCGUUGUCUUCAUCAAGGGACCCGAGAACCGUGGUCUGGAGAACGCUGCUUUGGCUCUGGCCAAGCAGGCUGCCGAGCAACAGACCGCCAUCUAUGUCCUGAACAAGCAGGCCGAUAUCGGUGAUCUGGCCAAUAAACUGAACGCCAUCCGCAGCAACACCAACAACAAGCCUGAGGUGCACUUCGUCAAGUACCGCACCCCUGAGGAUGCUGCCAAUGCACAGCGCGCCAUCCAGUCGCAGUACGAUCAGCUGGGAGGCACUAGCCAGUCUCACAAUGGAGGUGUGGCCAAUGCUCUGAACUUCGCCUCGGCUCCACAGUUCCGUCAGCAGAAUGCUCAAAUACCAGAGAACUCUUACCUGCCCUCAUCUGUCCUCCGUCGUCUGCGUUACCGUAUCUAAGU